UAAAUAAAAAAAUCGUCUCAGUUUUUUAGUGGCCCUAAUCCACUUCCGUAUUAAACAAACGUUAAACAUAAAAAUACAUCAAAGAUUUUUCAGUGAACAUUUCUACGGAUACAAUUCUUCUACUCAUGCGAGCUUGCCUUGCUCUUAUUUUGAAAUCUGCCACCUCCCCGGCGGUGUCCUGCUAACUCUGGUUAACCUGACACCCAGGCUGUGGGAUGAGGCGGAGGGACGGGAGUACCCCAUUCAUUGACACUGCCUCUCCAUCUACGUACAACAGCGGAUCUCCCCGUGAGGACAGACUGAGUGGACAGGCUUGAUGGAGACAUAGAUGUGAUGUAAAAACGUCCCGGAUGAACCUGUUCAGCUCUCUAGUCGGGGGAAACUAUGACUAUUUUACACGGCUGACGAUCUGGGAGACUCUUUUUACUUUUGCUUGCGUCUGAUCCGGACAGUCUUUCAUUUAUUUAUAAAGGUGCUGCACCCUCAGUCCUGCUCCAUCCACCCCCUCUGCUGUCUGUCUCUGAGCCCUGCUGAAAGGAUGGAAACCCGUCUAUGUUUCUCCAAGUCCCCGCUACUGGUGCUGCUCUGCACGGCGUGUGCACUGUCAGGGAUCCGGAGCCCCGUGGCUUCAGCGGGGAGGAGCUGCGCAGACACCCGGCAGGCGUACGCGGAGAAGGGGUACGGCACGGGCACUGCACCGAUGACUCAAAUUUCCGGAGAGCACCUGCGUCUCUGCCCCCAGGACUACACCUGCUGCUCCAGUCAGAUGGAGGAGACGCUGGCGCUCCAGAGCGAGAGAGACUUCGUCAGAGCGGUAGAAGAGAACAGCCAGUUCCUUCUGACUACCUUCACCCAGAGAUACCGCAGGUUUGAUGAGUUCUUCAGAGAGCUAAUAGACCUGUCAGAGAAGUCCAUGAACCAAAUGUUUACCAAGACCUACGGCCGCCUCUUUACCCAGAAUGCACAUGUCUUCCAGGAGCUGUUUGUGGAGCUGCGCAGAUAUUAUUCUGGGGGCAGUGUAAGCCUGUCUGAGGUCCUCUCAGAUUUCUGGUCCAGGCUGGUGGAGCGGGUCUUCUCUCUGGUCAACCCCCAGUAUCAGUUCAGCGAAGACUACCUGGAGUGUGUCAGCAAACACGCCGAGCAGCUGCAGCCGUUCGGGGAUGUGCCCCGCAAACUUCGUGUACAAGUAUCGAGGGCUUUCAUCGCAGCCAGAGCUCUCUCCCAGGCUUUGGCUACUGGUAGAGAUACUGUUAACAAAGUUACAAAGCUGACUGCAGAUUCCGAGUGUGUGCGUGGGCUGAUGCGUCAGUGGUACUGCCCACUGUGUCGAGGCAUGCCCUCCCUGCGGCCCUGCCACUCCCUGUGCCUUAACGUGAUGAAGGGCUGCUUAGCCAAUCAGGCCGACCUGGACACCGAAUGGAACAAUUUCAUUGACGCUCUGUACCAGGUCUCAGAGAAACUGGAGGGUCCGUUCAACAUGGAGCUGGCAGCCGACUCCAUCGCUGUGAAAGUGUCGGAGGCCAUCAUGCACAUGCAGGAAAACAGCGUCAGCAUCUCCACCAAGGUGUUUCAAGGUUGUGGAAACCCAAGGCCAACUCCAGGAAGGUCCAAACGCUCACCCAAAGAGUCUGCAGGCAACAGGAGACCUUUCCGUACCUACACCCCAGAGGAGAAACCCACCACUGCUGCAGGCACCAACCUGGACCGGCUGGUUACAGAGCUGAAGGAGCGACUGCGGCCCAUGCGUGGUUUCUGGGUGUCCCUCCCACACACCAUCUGCAACGAUGAGAAGAUGGCUACCGACGUCACUAAUGAAGACCGCUGCUGGAACGGGCAGACCCGAGGGAGGUAUCUCCCGGAUGUGACCGGCGACGGUCUGGUGAGCCAGAUCAACAAUCCUGAGGUGGAAGUGGACAUCGCCCGUCCAGAUGUGAGGACCAGGCAUCUGAUCAUGGAGCUGAGGGUGGCAACUAACAAACUGAGACAUGCUCAGACUGGACAGAACAUGGACUUUGUGGACAGUGAGGAGGGCAGUGGCUCUGGAGGUGGUGACCACGGUGAGAGGUACAAUGAUGAUUGGCCAGGUUACGGUCCUAACUCUCCCCCCUACAACAACAAACCCCCUCUUAACCCCGCCUCCAACCCCGUGAAACCGCCGCGAAUCCGAGACAAAAACGGGUCCAAGUGGAACAGAAACAACGGCCACGGGCGGGUCAGAUCUGCUUCCAGCCGCCUCGCCUUCUCCCUGGUUCUGUUUUCUCUAUCUUUUGUGGUUAACGUCGCCCUCAUGUGGAGAUAGCUGGUUAUUACAGUCUGCGAGUUUAGUAUCUGUGAUUAUUGGUUCUCAAGCACAUUAAGAAUAAAGUCAUUCCAUUUGGGUACACCAGCAAGAUAAAUACACAAAACAGGCUCAAUUAGCAAUAACUGCAAACCUGUUUACAGCACAACCAAGAGAAACAUAAAACUGUUGUUCUCUUGAUUUCCAGGCCCCAAAAGAGGCUUUUUAAAAACAAAAACUAUUCUGAAUAAGUGUUUUAAUAUUAUUAGUGCCAUUAAUAAGAUAUUGGACCAACUGGAGUCUAAACGCUGAUUGGUGUUCAGUGUUAGAGCAUCGGUUCUCACCUGGUUUAGAGUCAGGAUCCACUACCACCUCCUGAUUCCAUUUUUUCAACCACAGACAAAUUAUUUCAAUCACAAUGGGGUAGUCUGGGCUUCACAACUCACCUCUGGAUCCUGACCAACCAGUCAAGAACCAAGUGUUAUUUAAGUCUCAAGUGAAAGCAGAAGAAAGCACUGUUAGAGAAAUAUAGAAGUGUGCAGCAUGUUUGGAAGUUUAAAGAGCAACGAGCAGCUUGGACUUUUUGCAGCAUUUAUACUAAAACCAGCUGGUUUUAUAUGUUUUAUAAGAGAAGGCACAAAUUUACAGGCCAGCUGAUGAUGAAUGGGGUUUUUUCAGUAUUCCAUCAUGUUGCAUAGAGAACAUGUCGUCUCUUUGCCCCAAACUACAAACUUUGAUACUGUUCAUACUAAGUAUGACCAGUGGUUAAAGCCAUAUUCUUGAUUCAGGCUUUAAAAUGCAAAGAUAAACAACAAUAUUAGCAAAUUUUAAAGCCCUGUACGCAUGCCUUCCACUCCUGUCUGCACCAGGUGUGAAAUCCCGUCCAUCUCCUGCACAGAUUAAGACACUUCAUGUUAAAUAUUCAGGAUAACAAGACAGCGUUUAAUUAAAGGCAAUAUUGAUAUGCUUACUUAAGCACCACCCUGAAGAAGUUUCCUCUUUGAAUGAAGGAAACCCAAAAAAUACAACCACAUCUUUGUCAUUACGGUGCCACACAUGGGUAAAAAGCAGCUGAGGGUCCCAGACUGAUUUAACUCCUGGUUUUGGAUAGUAAUAGCAAUGUCAAAGUCAUAUUUACCAACUUUAUUUACAUAUAAUUUAUUUUAAAGUCUACAGAGGUGAAAUUGUUUCCUGAUUUCUGGAAAGUCUGGGCUUGAUAAAAACUGCAGCACACUUUCAUCCCUUUACAUAAGGAUAAUGUCCAUGGAAAGGUUUUUUGUUCUUCCCCAUUUAACUGCAUAAUGGCUCAGUGUCUCUGCACUGGUGCAUGUUUGCAGUCACAGGCCAACAAUAUAAUAAGAGGAGUGUUAAAGCUGUGCCUUCUGGCUUUUUUACAACAUUUUAGAGAACGCACUUUUUUUGUGGAGCUUUAACAAAGAAUCACCCAGCCCACCUGCCGUGUGAUGCUGGCUAUGGUGGCUACGGUUUCAAACGUAUUUAUACAACAUUGGCGAUUAGAGCUGAAAAAACAGCAGUUAAACUGCGAUUUCCUAGUGAAUGCUUCUUACACCAAUGACACAUCUCCUGUGUUAUUAAUAUGAGCGGAUCUUUAAAGAGCUGACUAUGAUCAGAGAUCGUGGAGCAGGUGCAUCACUUCCUCCAAAUACAUUUCCCUGUGGGCAUGUUUCGACAAAGUCCAGUUGUUUCCUGGAACACAUUCAACUCAGUUGUGACGUUGUUCCCAGCUCCGCCAGUGUUGACUUGGUGCAACAUUUUAGGAUUUUAGAGAAAACCUUUUCUUAUUUAUGAUGUUUUCAUGGCACCAAUAUCAAAGCAGUGCACCCAAGAAGUCUUCUGAGAGGAAUCAAGGACAAUUGGAGCAUCGGUGUGGCAUGCAAAUCAACACAGACACGCACCACCAAAUAUAGAAGUAAGAUGUGGUAAAUAUAACAUUACAGAAGCAAUGAAAACUAAUGACAGGAUCAUCAUAAAAUGUUAAAAAGCCAGAGCAAGGAGAUAUUUUCAAGCAAGGACGUAGAGCAGUGAUCAGCAUCUGUCCCCCUACAGCUUCCUGUUUGGCCUUCAGAAUUUAUUUAAAUUCAGGGAAUGUUAGAAGGAAAAACAUGCCAUGAUAUUGAGGGUAUUUCAGAUCUUUACAGCUUCUAAAGCAACCCCCCAAAACAUUUAGGACUGAAAAUCCAGAGAUUAGGCAAAUAUUUCAACCCACAUACUCAGCUCUGCUGCUCAUCCCACACAUGCACACAUGAUCCUUACUAAUCUGGCUCCAUUUAAAGAGAAAUAAACAGACUUUACAACGGUAUACAAUUUGAAGCAUUGUUACAACAAAGAAAUGAACAACCAAACACUCAUGUACUUUUUGUGCUAAGUUUAUUUUCCUUCCUUUUGAUUCAAACUGCAAGUUGCUCUUUAAACUCACCGUCUCAUUGGUGCAUGAGACUGAAACUGUCAUUGGUUGAGUUUUGUGCUGCCUUUUCUGAAUCUGUACUUAUUUAUUUUAAACGAUCCUGGUUUCAGUCAGCUUGUGAUUAAUCGCUUCCUAUGGCAUUGGGUAGUUAACAUCAGUAUUUUGGUGCAGACUUUAAAGAAAGUUUACUGUAAGCCUCCUGAAUUGGAACAAAAGGCUUACUUUGAAUGUAACAAACUGCUAAAAAAGCUUUGGGUUAACUUGACAAGACAGGUGGUCGUUUAAUGUAAUAUAUUUUAAUUUAUUUGUAAUAUAUUUCUUGUGUAUGAGCAGUGUGUAUGAAAGUGUGCCUCUGUUUGAUGCUUUUCUAUGGUUUGAUGUCUCUUCUUGUAUCAAAGUUUUGAGGUCAUGUCGAUAAAAGCAGGUAUGUUUUCUUAA
Molecule: messenger RNA, 5141 nt
Organism: Cheilinus undulatus (humphead wrasse)
Lineage: Eukaryota; Metazoa; Chordata; Actinopteri; Labriformes; Labridae
Gene: gpc2
Product: glypican 2
Exons: 11
Coding region: 539-2299 (586 amino acids)
Biological process (GO): regulation of protein localization to membrane; smoothened signaling pathway; cell migration
Cellular component (GO): cell surface; synapse; extracellular region
Source: RefSeq, a predicted model, not a curated record